This is a messenger RNA of Drosophila nasuta, 4277 nucleotides long. It is a transcript of the gene Socs16D, whose product is annotated as Suppressor of Cytokine Signaling at 16D. The record is from RefSeq and is a predicted model, not a curated record. Gene Ontology annotation, cellular component: phosphatidylinositol 3-kinase complex. Gene Ontology annotation, molecular function: 1-phosphatidylinositol-3-kinase regulator activity. Gene Ontology annotation, biological process: intracellular signal transduction; phosphatidylinositol phosphate biosynthetic process. Lineage: Eukaryota; Metazoa; Arthropoda; Insecta; Diptera; Drosophilidae.
UUUUCAGUUUGCGGUCACGCUGCUGGAAACGACGCUGAAGCGACGUCGGGAGUUUUUGGACAAAUAAAAUAUAAUGCUGAAAUUGAAAGCAGCAGCCGAAAAACAAUUGCAAUGUGUGCAAAUGCAAGCAAUAAUCAAUAUGUGUGUUAUUAACAAAGUGCGUGUGUUAAGCAAAAAGUGCGAUCUGUAGGCGUUGGGUGUGAGAGAGAGAGAGAGAAAACACCAACCAGCCAGCCAGCCGAGGCUCGAAAGAGAGCCACAAGCCAGAAGAGCAAGCACACACACACACACACACACACUCACACACAUCUAUAUACAGAACAUGGAAUCGUCCAUUAAGCUUAAGGAGAGCAACAGUAACAGCAACAGCAACAGCAACAACUCGAAUGGGAAUCAAAAUGCGAUCCAACUCUGCUGCAAUGGUUCAACGGGUUCAAGCAGUACAACUGCAGUUGGCAUUUGCAGCAGCGAUAGCUUUAGCAGCAUAAUGCCACCAACGGGGGCAGCAACGGGAGCUGCAGCUGCAACGCCACGUGACCACGAACUCGUCAGCGCCAACAGCAUCGAACUGAAUGCGGCGGCAUCGCUGAGCGAUGACAGCGGCGUCCCUUUGACCACCAACAGUUCCAUUUCCAGCGGCGACUCCUAUCGCAUUGGCAUGUGCAAGUUUGAAAUCGAGAUGGUGGAAAGCGAUGGCGAGGUCUCGCAAUUUGAUUCACUGGACAAUUGCUCGGAGGGCGGCAUGAGUGCCGAGAACUUUAACACACUGAAAAAGGGUCCCUUGGCACCCAUUGAUCCGCCGCCCGAAUUCCAGGAUUCGCCACAGACCACGCUGGUGCGUUCCAUCUCGAAGAACAUUGUGAAUAGCCUGCGCCGUUGGACAUCGUCGCAAUCAUCGUUCGAGCAUCUGAAGGAUGAUGUGACCAUGGUCAGUGCUGCUGCUGCGGCGGCCAACAGCCAGGAGCUAAUGCUGUUGCUGGCCAAGCCCAGCUGUCAAGACAACGGCGGCAGCAGUAGCAACCACAACAGCAACCACAAUCACAAUCACAUGGCCAACAGCAGCACAAUCACAGCGACGGCAGCAGCAACAACAACAGCAGCAGCAAUGUUGCCAGGUGGCAACAGCAGCAGCAACCACGGCGGCGGCGGCGGCAGCAGCAAUGCGGCAACCACACAAUUGCUGUGCGGCGCUGAGCGUACGCUUAAGGAAUCGUAUGCCCUCAAUAAGCAUCUGUACUCAAGUGAUUCGAUACUCAAUAGCCAUACGGAUAACAUUUACGAUGAGCCCAAUAAUAUCAUAAGCAGCUCGCUGGGCAACAGCAUUGAUCUGCUUGACGAGGACGAAGACGAUGACGAGGAUGAGGAGGAAGAGGAGGAGGAGGCCGAGGCCUCGGAGCAGAGCAGUUGUUCGCCAUCGUUGCCAUCACCGCCGCCGCCCGUUUCGAUCAUUAAGAUUAAGCAGACGCUGUGUCCCUACUAUCAGGAUCACACGCGCUACUUUAAGGCCAUACCCACGGAGCAGGAUAGCAUUGCCAGUGCGAAGGCGGCGGCUGCACAGCAGCGAUUCAACAGCGCUGGUCUCUCGGAGAUUCACGACUACGAUCUGUACUACGGAGCGCGCAGUCGGCAAUCCCAGACUCAAACGCAGACGCAGACUCAGCAACAGUCGCAGCAGCAGCAGCAACAACAAACGGAUAACAACAGCAGCUUGCAGCGGAGACAGCUGCUUUACAGUCCGCUGGGUCACACGAGCCACUGUCACUAUCAUUCGCACUACAAUCACCAUCCGCAUCAGCACUAUGGCCAUCACCAUCAUCACCAUCAUCAGCAUCAUCAUGGCCAGCGUCCCAAUUCGCGCAACUCGCUCAACAGUCGCCUGAGCAGUUCGCACAAUUCGCUGAACGUGUCGUCGGCCAAUAAGCCGGAUGAUUCGAUCUUCAUAACGCAAGCGAUGUCGCACGAUGCGCUCUUCACGCGUGAGAUAUCCGAUUUCUAUAAUGUGCCCAUCGAUUCGGAUAUCUAUGCCUUUCCCGUCGACAUGAUUGAGCAGCAGCAGCAGCUGCUCGAGAAGCAGCAGUUGCUCGACAAGCAGAAGCUCGAACAGCAGCAGCAGCAGCAACUGGAGUUGAAUGGAGUUGGAAGCAAACAGCAGCCGGCUUACCACAAGGCAGCGAGUAGACGCAACAAGCGCAAUAAGCGCAAGCAACGCUAUGCUUCGGGUGCGGCGACCACGACGACGGCGGCCGAGACGAGCGACGAUUGCGGUGGAGGUGGCGGUGGAGGAGGAGGAGGCGGCGGUGGCGGUGGCAACAAGCAUGGCAAAUAUCGUACGCCAGUGAUGCAGAGUGACACGGAACCGCUGCACAUGACGCUGGACGAGGUGAAGCAGUUCUAUCACACACUCUACUCGGAUGCUGGCAAAUCCUCUUGGUGCAGUGGUGCUGCAAGUGGCGGUGGCGGCGGAGGAGUAGGUGGUGCUGGAGGUGGAGGUGGAGGAGCGGCAACAGCAAAGGCAACAAAGGGGAUGGGCGUCAAGUCGAGCAACGAGACGAUCUGGAGCGUGUCGACGAGUGCGACAAGCACAACAAACACCACCACAACGACGGCACGCACGCGCAGCAGCAUCGGCACCACACGGACCAGCGGAGCAGGUGGCGGGGCAAAUAGUGGCGAGAGCAGCGCCAAGUAUCUGAGCAAGCAGAACAAACAGCACAACAUUGACAAUGAUAAGCUCAACAAUAACAACAACAACAACAUCAAUAACAUCAACAACAGCAGCAGCAGCAACAAUUAUGCCCAACAACAGCAGCAACAACAACAGACGCCUGCAGCCGCAUUGCCCACCUCAUCGGACAAGCUGCUUGCCCCAAGCGAGCAGCAGACGAACAACAAGCACGUGCUGCACACGGAGAAGAAAUCGCAGUUCUCGCUGAAUCUUAAGCAAAAGUUCUGCAGCAUUUUUCGCUUUCGCCGCAGCAACAAUCACAAUCGUUGCAAUCGCAGCAAUGCGAGCAGUGCGACAACUGCAGCAGCCAAUGUGACAGCAGCUGCCGCGUCAGCAGCAGCAUCGGCAGCUGCCUCAUCGUCGACGUCGUCGUCAACGCCCGCCGGUUGUGCGGCAAAUGUCACAGAUGCCGAUGCAGAGCAGCGCAACGAAACGAAUGCCGAUCUGCGCAAAAAGUUUCAAUCGCGCGCCUUGCCGCCAUUGCCAAAAAAGGCUUAUGCCAUUGAUGCCGCCGAAACGGAGACUGAGGAUCCAAAGAAAAGCAACGUUGCCCAAGAGCCGCGUGCGCUGCAGUUUACCUCCAGUAUUGAGAAGGUCAAGGACUAUGGCUGGUACUGGGGUCCACUGUCCAGUGAGGCGGCCGAGAAGGUGCUCUCCAAUGAGCCGGAUGGAUCGUUCAUAGUGCGCGACAGCUCCGAUGAUCAUUACAUAUUCUCGUUGAGCUUCAAGCUAAACAACUGCGUGCGCCAUGUGCGCAUCGAACAGGACCAGGGCACAUUCUCGUUUGGUUCGUAUGCCAAGUUCAAAUCCCAAACUAUAACCGAGUUCAUUGAGAAGGCCGUCGAGCAUUCGCGUAGCGGCAGAUAUUUAUUCUUUCUGCAUCGUCGGCCGGAGCAUGGACCAAUGCGUGUGCAAUUAACCAAUCCCGUAUCUAGAUUUAAGCAUGUACAAAGCUUGCAGCAUAUGUGCAGAUUUGUUAUACUAAAGGCGGUUAUACGAAAAGAUCUAAUACAGACAUUGCCAUUACCCAGAAGACUUCUAGACUAUCUUAACUAUAAGCAUUGCUACUCCGAGCAGGUGGAGAGCGAUAGUUCUCACUCGCAGAUUUCUGGCGAUGGAUCCAUGUAAAAUUCGGUGAAUGAAUGGAGGAUGAUAAUUAAUUUGGGACACGAACAGGAACAGUAUGCUGCGUCGACAUAAGCGAAAGCAAACAGAAAUUAUUACAUUAUAUAAGUAGUAGAAUUUAAAACAAACAAAAACAAAAACAGAUAAACAAAUGAUACAGCAAACAGCAAGAGCAAAGGCAUUUAAAACGUUCGCGGAAUGAACAAGAAUGCAAAGCAAUGCAGCAAAGAGUUGUUACGAAAAAAAAAAACCAAAAACAAACGACAAAGAAAAAACAAAAUUCAAAACUCUGUUUAUUGAUAAUUUUUUGUACUCGGUGCUAUACUAUAAAUAUUAACUAAUUAAUGAAAAGUAAACGCAAAAAAAAACAAAACACAAAAACGUAAACGAAAAGGAAAAACAAAAGAAAAUAUUAUAUAAAUUGAUA